Messenger RNA from Arabidopsis thaliana (thale cress), 2189 nucleotides. RefSeq names its product SNARE associated Golgi protein family. The record is from RefSeq and is marked reviewed. The transcript is spliced from 4 exons. NCBI's taxonomy places the organism in Eukaryota, Viridiplantae, Streptophyta, Magnoliopsida, Brassicales, Brassicaceae. Bases 275 to 1195 code for a protein of 306 amino acids.
GGAAGAAAUCAUAAAGUAAUAAGAAAAUAAUUUAAAAGAAUGGGUACAUGCGUCAAGCCAUGACAUUAACAAACAAACCGAAAAAAGAAAAAAACUCAUCUUUCUCCAAAAUCACACAAAUCUUCUUUAUUUGUUAUUCUCAAUCCUUCCUUCAUCCCCAGGUUUCUUUCGAUUCGUUGAGUCAUUCAAUUUUUCCAUCACUGGGUUUUUCUCUCUGAAUCCGAUCGGAGAAUCCAGUCGAUUACUAAUCUAGCGCUCUCUUUUUUUCUACUCGAUGACUUAUCACGAAGAAGACGAUACAGUUUCUGAAUUUCGAGUUAGAGUUGAAGAAGAUGGAGUUGAUAAAUUAGGUCAUUAUGUUAAACUUACUGAAGAUUUCGAAGUACAUCGACAAGAAACAGAACAAGAAUCUUCAUCAUCACCGUCUUCUUCUUCUUCAUGUGGACAGAAACGAUCUGUUUGGUUUUGGAUCAAGCUUGGUCUUUUCUUCACUUUUCUAACUGCUUUGGGUCUCGCUGGUUACAAAUGGCUAUACCCUUUAAUCAUGGAUAAGGAGCUAAUCCCACUCAUAAAAUGGGAGAUGGAGACAUUUACACACCCUGUGUGCGGUAUUCUUGUGUUUGCAUCAGUCUCUUUAUUCCCUGUGAUACUUAUUCCAACUACGCCGUCAAUGUGGGUGGCUGGGAUUACAUUUGGUUAUUUCUAUGGCCUUCUCCUUACUCUUCCAGCUGUAGCUAUUGGUGUUUCACUUCCUUACUUCAUCAGCUAUCUCUUCCUCAACAAAAUUCAAGGUUGGUUAGAAAGAUAUCCAGAUCAAGCUGCAAUGUUGAGAGCUGCUGGUGGAGGCAGUUGGUUUCAUCAGUUUCGUGCAGUUACCUUAAUCCGGAUUUCUCCAUUUCCUUUUGCUGUAUAUAAUUACUGCGCUGUUGCAACUCGUGUGAAGUUCGGUCCUUACAUGGCUGGUUCUCUCGUAGGCAUGGCGCCGGAGAUUUUUGUCGCAAUUUAUACAGGGAUUCUUAUAAGGACAUUGGCAGAUGCAUCCACUGCGGAACAAAAGGGUCUCUCGAUUCUUCAAAUUGUUCUCAACAUUUUUGGUUUUGUAGCAACUGUUGUGACAACUGUUCUCAUCACUAAGUAUGCGAAAAGACAGCUUGAAGUUAUGAAGAAGGAGAAGGAAGCUUUGUUGUUACAGUAAUGGAGACAACAACCUCAGAAGUUAUGUCUCUGCUUAUUCCCAAAGUACAGGUUUUCGUCCAUGAUGUGAAAGAACUCUUGAUUUUUGGUCUCUGUUUUGGUUUGUUUAUAGCCGAGAAAUGAAAGGGUAUAAAAGAAAUUAUAAUGACUAUAUAAACACUAACUAAACUCUCUAACACGAUUUAAUCUUAUUUGCGUUUUCUCAAUCUUUUGUUUUUUGAUGUUUGAAAAGAAUGGAUCAAUUGAAAACUUAAGAUCAUUACUCCUCCUUCGUUUUCUCGUUUAUAUUCUCUAGUAAGUAUGAACUAACUAUGAAGAUUGGAAAUUGUCUAAUUGGUAAAUAGUGCAAGUGUUGUGUCAGAUAUUCGUAGGUGACUAGUGAAAACUUGCACUUCGAAUAUUAUGGGCUGCAUUGAGAAAAAGCCCAAUAUAGCUUAGAUGGCCAUUUAAUUGUUUCUAUCAAAAUCAAAUGCGUCUCUUUUUCGAACUAUAAUGGUCAAGAGUUAUUUGUAGCCUACGAGUACGACAUUGCUAUGCGUUCGACAUAUUAAAUGGUGGAAUUGAAGAAGAAACCUUAGCUAUGAUUCAUCACAAUAUGUAUGAUCUAUAUUUUUUCAAUUUGAAAUAAUGGAGUUAUUCUAGACCAAAUCGAAUCUUUUGUUAAAUGGAUUUCUACUAAAAUUAAUCAAAGACUGUUUUAAUUACCAUUUUUUUUUUUUUGCGGUUUGUGAAACCAGUGUGAAUCUGCCCAAGUGAAGAGUGCGAGAGAUAAGAGGAGAAGAACUAUAUGGAGAGUUCUUGGGGAUUUGAAGCUGCGGUUUUUCUAGUAUCGGAUUUGGACAUCUAUAUUCUGCUUGAAAAUUCACACUAGAAAAUGAAGUGCUUCUGCGAGUCAUUUGUCUCUUGCAUAAGAUACAAAGUGGAAUUGAAAUAACUUUAUGUGAAAUAUAUAUAAUUCUAAAAUAUGAAGCUAAAUAUAAACCAAUUUUCUACAU